Molecule: messenger RNA, 2559 nt
Organism: Penicillium soppii
Lineage: Eukaryota; Fungi; Ascomycota; Eurotiomycetes; Eurotiales; Aspergillaceae
Product: beta-glucosidase
Exons: 4
Coding region: 1-2559 (852 amino acids)
Biological process (GO): glucan catabolic process
Molecular function (GO): beta-glucosidase activity
Source: RefSeq, a predicted model, not a curated record
AUGCCGUUUGUCGAUAGUGCGACCAAUGAUGUGGAUAAAUCCUUCGUGCAAAUCGCGAAUGCAGAUAUCGAAGUGAUUCUCAAACAGCUCACACAAGAUGAAAAGGUUGCUCUGUUAACAGGCGAUGAUUUUUGGCAUACCGUCCCCAUACGUCGACUUGGGAUUCCCUCCAUUCGAUUAUCUGAUGGCCCCAAUGGAGUGCGAGGAACGCGGUUUUUCAGCAGCGUUCCAGCUGCAUGCUUGCCCUGCGGGACCGCGAUCGGCGCAACAUUUGAUCGAGAUCUCGCUGUCGAGAUCGGACACAUUCUCGCCGCAGAGGCCAAGGCCAAAGGUGUGCAUGUUGUACUUGGGCCAACGAUAAAUAUUGCGCGAGGCCCACUGGGAGGAAGAGGCUUCGAGUCGUACUCUGAAGACCCAGUCUUGUCGGGUGUUCUCGCGGGGCAUUAUUGCAGGGGACUGAAAGAGAGAAAUAUCAGCGCGACUCUCAAGCACUUCGUCUGCAAUGAUCAAGAGCAUGAGCGUAUGGCUGUCAGUUCGAUCGUUACUGAUCGGGCGCUCAGGGAAAUAUAUCUGCUCCCAUUUCAGAUUGCCAUCGCCCUUGGGAGUCCGGACGCUAUAAUGACAGCGUACAAUAAAGUGAAUGGUGUACAUGCGGCGGAAAACAAGACCUUGCUGCAGAUUCCGCGCGAGGAAUGGGGCUGGGAUGGACUGGUGAUGAGUGACUGGUUCGGAACGUACAGCACUUCCGAUGCUGUGGUGGCGGGGUUAGAUCUCGAGAUGCCAGGCCCUCCAAGAUGGCGCGGCGCCGCCUUGUCCCACGCGAUAACAUCCAACAAAAUCCCUCUUGCCGCAUUGAACGACCGAGUCAGGGCAGUUCUGAAACUUGUUCAGAAGGCGAGUAAAUCGGGAGUCCCCGAGCGAGCACCGGAGACCCAGCUGAAUCGAUCCGAAGACCGCGCGCUGUUGAGAAGAAUCGCGUCGGAGGCAAUUGUACUUCUGAAGAACGAUGAUGACAUUCUCCCAUUGAACAAGAACAAGAAAGUCGCAGUUAUUGGACCUAAUGCGAAGAUUGCCACAUAUUGUGGAGGUGGCAGCGCAGCUCUGAACCCAUAUUAUGUCGUGACGCCCUUUGAUGGUAUCUCAGCUUCGGCUCUCGGUGGUGUGGAGUUCGCACAGGGUAUCUAUGGCCACCAGAUGUUGCCACUGCUUGGCAAGCGUCUUCGUACUCAAAAUGAUCUCGCUGGGUUUAAAUUGAACAUUUUCAAUGAUCCACCAACGAUGGCGACCAGGAAGCCUUUGGAUCAACGACACGAGACUGAUUCGAUGAUCAUUUUCAUGGACUAUGAUCAUCCAGAUUUGCAAAAAAUUUGGUAUGCUGAUGCAGAGGGAUACUUUAUUCCCGAAGAGUCCGGAACCUACGAUUUCGGUCUUACUGUCCACGGCACAGCAAAGCUAUUCGUUGAUGGCAACCUUCUCAUCAACAAUGCCGAUGUACAAAGACCAGGGACCAGCUUCUUCGGUAGUGGAACAUUGGAAGAGACUUCAUCCUUGGAACUAGAGGCUGGCAGAAGGUACAAGGUCCACGUGCAAUGGGGUUGUGGCAAGACCACCACAUUCCGAGUCCCCGGUGUGGUUGAUUUCGGCCACGGUGGAUUCCGAUUUGGGGCUUGCAAACGCCUCUCACCUCAAGACGGUAUCGCGGAAGCCGUCAAGGUGGCAUCUGAAGUCGACCAGGUGAUCCUGGUUGCGGGACUGAGCGCUGAAUGGGAAUCGGAGGGUGAAGACAGAUCACACAUGAGCUUGCCGCCCCAUACGGAUGAGUUGAUUUCGCAAGUCUUAGAUGCCAAUCCCAACACAGCUAUUGUCAUCCAAAGCGGCACUCCAGUGGAGAUGCCUUGGAUCCAAAAAGCGAAGGCUAUUCUGCACGCAUGGUAUGGGGGCAAUGAGACAGGCAAUGGUAUUGCUGAUGUCGUUUUCGGUGAUGUCAACCCAUCUGGCAAACUUCCUCUCACAUUCCCUCGGCAUCUCAAGGACAAUCCCACAUUUUUUAACUACCGGUCUGAGGGUGGCCGAGUUCUGUAUGGAGAGGAUGUCUAUGUGGGAUAUCGAUACUACGAUGGGCUGGAAAUCAACACAUUGUUUCCCUUCGGCCAUGGGCUGUCCUACACUACUUUCAGGCUUUCAAAUCUGGAGCUUAUCAGGGGCUUGGACGGCCUCCUGCAAAUAAAGUGCAAGAUUCAAAACACAGGAUCAAGACUCGGUGCAGAGGUACUUCAAGUAUAUGUGGCUCCUAUUUCCCCGCCUAUCAAACGACCAGUCAAGGAACUCAAGGAAUUCCACAAGUGUUUGCUUCACCCACUUUCGGAAGAAGACGUCAGCAUUCCGCUGGAUCUCAUCCGAGCAACAAGUUUCUGGGAUGAGAAGAGCGGGAGCUGGUGCAGUCACAGUGGGGAAUACAAGAUAAUGGUUGGAACAAGCAGUCGUGGGGACUUCUUAGAGAGUUCCGUGGAUCUGAAAGAGACUGUGUUUUGGUCUGGGAAUUGGAAUGUUCCGAAAUGA